CAGCCGCGCCUGACCGUACGCGCCAAGACCCGAACCCGCUACCCCUGACGCGGACGAGCCAGGAUUAGUUAUUGUCUGCCGCGUGGGCAGCCGCGACGCCGGGCGAAGCAAGCGAGGGGGAAGGAAACCGCGGCCGGCCGCCCACGAGAUCGAGCCGGCGUGAAGCGGGGGACUAGGAGCCGUGCGGCGCGCGCCAUGGCGGCAGGUAGUAAUCCACCACCAAAGCCGUGGGAAUGUGUGGGAGCUUCAUCUGGUCCAGUGCCUUUCAAGCCCCCCUCUGGAGGUAGUACUAGUGAUGUUGUUGAAGCUUCUGGGACCGCAAAACAUGGAGAAGUUGUUUCUGCCACAGGGAACAAUGUUGCUUCCAAUGUAAAUAGCAGCAUUUCAAGGCAUGUGCCCCCAAGGCCAUGGCAACAACAAGGCUAUGGAAAUUCUUACGGGGGUUAUGGCUCCAGUAUGUAUAGCUCUUAUGGUGGAUUUGGUGGACCUUAUAUUAGUGGUGGGCUGUAUGGAAAUAACAUGUACUCAGGUUAUGGAGGAGGCUAUGGCAGUAUGUAUGGAGGUUCUGGAAUGUAUGGUGGGUCGAUGUAUAAUAGUGGGAUGGGAGGACCCUAUGGUGGUUAUGGUAUGGGUCCUUAUAAUCAGGGUCCAAAUUCGUUUGGCCCUCCAGCGCCACCCCCUGGUUUUUGGGUGUCCUUCCUACGAGUGAUGCAUGGUGUUGUAAAUUUCUGUGGUCGAGUUAGUUUCCUUAUUAGCCAGAACACUCAGGCAUUCCACAUGUUUAUCACGGCGCUUUUGCAGCUUUGUGAUCGGGCUGGAAUGCUUUAUGGUGAGCUUGCAAGAUUCGUUUUACGUUUGCUGGGGAUCAAAACAAAACCAAAGAAGGGUGGUGUUAAGGGCGCAGAAGCUCCAUCAUUUGAGGGACCAGGCCAGCAGUUUGUUGAGGCACCAAAAGCUAACAACAACUCAUGGGACAGCGUCUGGACUGAGAAUGGCAGGGGGAAGUAAGGACCCCGUUUGUGUGCAGUGAGACAGUUUUUGUACAAAAGGAGGAGGAUGAGUUUGCUUACAGGAAGAAAAAAAAAUCUUAUGUUGUCUGCGCAAAUGCAUUUUGCAUUCGGGUUAGAAGGAAAAACAAGUAAUCCCUAAUGCUCUGUAUUUUUUUUCUUCUCUAGUAUACAUGUAGUUCAGUUGCAGCUUAUGUUGGUCUGCAAUGAGAAAUGUUAACUGGUAAAGCACCGCUUUCCUGAAAAUGCAGCAGCAGUAUUGGUUUUGUGGAGUGAA
Phragmites australis (common reed) is the source of this 1284-nucleotide messenger RNA. Its product is annotated as peroxisomal membrane protein 13-like. The record is from RefSeq and is a predicted model, not a curated record. Gene Ontology annotation, biological process: protein import into peroxisome matrix, docking. Bases 196 to 1008 code for a protein of 270 amino acids. NCBI's taxonomy places the organism in Eukaryota, Viridiplantae, Streptophyta, Magnoliopsida, Poales, Poaceae. Gene Ontology annotation, cellular component: peroxisome; peroxisomal importomer complex; peroxisomal membrane. The transcript has 5 exons.